This is a messenger RNA of Fonsecaea multimorphosa CBS 102226, 2190 nucleotides long. RefSeq lists its product as uncharacterized. Gene Ontology annotation, molecular function: DNA-binding transcription factor activity, RNA polymerase II-specific; zinc ion binding. Bases 1 to 2190 code for a protein of 729 amino acids. Gene Ontology annotation, biological process: regulation of DNA-templated transcription. The transcript has a single exon. NCBI's taxonomy places the organism in Eukaryota, Fungi, Ascomycota, Eurotiomycetes, Chaetothyriales, Herpotrichiellaceae. The record is from RefSeq and is a predicted model, not a curated record.
AUGCCCAAAGAACGCCAGACAUGCACCGAGUGCUCUAUGCGCCGGCAAAAAUGUGACCGCAAUCUUCCCUGUGGUCGCUGCGUCAAGAGAGGCGAUGCUGCAAAAUGCACGCGUGAAUGGCCCGAAGGCGGCUACGAUCCAAAAAUCCACCGGAUCUAUCCUCGAUCAUCCACAGGAGCAGAUGGCAGUCCCACAGCUACCGAUACGUCUCCCCAGGCCAUCAAUACCAACCACAGCAACCCGCCAGAGGCUGUCGUUCACCCUUCUCUCCGAACUCCCCAAUCUGUGACUUCCGGGCCUAGUCCGCGCGAACACCCCUCGGUCUAUCCAAGCAACCUUGGAGCUGCGCCAACCAAUGGCCCAGUUACUGACGUUGACAAUGCCGCCUCCGUGCUGGAGUUCCUGACCUGGGGCCGAAGCAAGCUAUCGGAUUAUGAUAUGAAAGCGUUGGAUCUCCUCAAGGAACCUCACCAAUCUGGCACAGCCGCACUUCCCAAGGAUACGGGGCCAGACUGGGAUGUUUCAAAUGGUCUCGGCGGGACUGGUGCCGCCCAAGUGUCGUUUCUACAACUGCUCCUACCCAGUCGUAAGCAGGUAUUCCAGUUGGUAGAGUACCAUGUCAGCUCGAUCUUAUGGUAUCAUGGGUGCUUCCACGGUCCAACAUUUUAUGAAGAGCUCAAAGAGGUCUACAAAGGCCCCAGUGGACUGCAAGUCAGAAACAUGGAUCUCAGAUGGACGGCCUUACUCUUUGCUGUUAUGGCAGCAAGUAUGACUUGUGCCAAUGAGCAGCUGGCCUUGAGCUGGGGGUUCAAGAAGAACGAAAGAGCGAAGCUGACAAGGCAGUGGUACAAGGCUACGGUAACGUGCCUCAAUCUUGCGGACUACAUGUGGCGACAUCACGUCUACUCAGUCGAAGCCAUCACCACACUUACUAUGUCUGCCCAUAUUCUAGGGUUCAGUAACACCCAGAGCACCUUGCUGGGAGCUGCCGUCAAGAUCGCCCAGGGUCUUGGUUUGCAACGACUAGGGCCAGAAGAUGAUGGGAACAAUGGUGCUGGGCCUUCCACUUUAUCGAACCUUGCCUUACGAGAAAAGAUCAUCAAACGUGAAACGGGAAGGAGGCUCUGGCAACAGUUGUGUAUCCAGGAUUGGUUUUCAAUCCCUUUCUCGGAAAUGUACUCUAUCCAAAGGAUGCAUUUCACGUCGCUAAAACCCAUGAACUGCGAUGACACUACAAUGCUACCGCUACCCGAUGAUGUCCCAAGUAUGACAAGUUUCCCCAAUUUCCUUGGGGAGAUCGCAAGCUUGAUGCCGCAGAUACAUGACGCAAUCAUCUCUUCCAACACCUUGUACACCAAAUACGAGCAGGUUCUGGAGUACGACGCACAAAUGCGAGCCAUGGCGACCGAUGGACUCCCUCGGUUCUUCUCCAUGAGAGAGCCAAUCCAACCGGAAUGGCCGGCCUUUAUCCCCUGGGCGCGACGAAGCUUGACAAUUUGUUUUGCUCACAAGAUCAUCAUGAUUCACCGCGCGUUUCUGGGACGCAGCUUCACGGAGCAAGCUUUCGACUUCACACGUCGAACAUGCAUGGCAGCUGCGAAGACAAUAUUGAAAGAGGCGAGACAAGCGUAUGAUGAGGAAGGGCCCAUGCUCUGGAUUGACCAAGCUUUCAUGGUCGCCGCAGGAAUCACACUGGCUCUGGACAUUUUUCACCGGAGAACCAACGAUCCAGAGUACGAGGAACACCGGAAAUUGGUAGAGAAUACUAUCACAAUGCUGGGCAAAUUCGAACACAGCAUGAUUGCGAUGCGCGGCAUUCGGUUGCUGUCGUCCUUGCUUGCUGAGCAGGCUCGGUUGACGGCCGACCAAACCCUGGAAAAUUAUCGAAAGCGCGCCCAUGACAGUAUGGGCGGAGAUCGCAAUCAACCCAAGCGACAGAAGUUCAACGUGCCAAAGUUUGUGGAAUCGUUUGUCGGAAACGACUCGUUUACACAUUCGCUGAGGUCCGCAAAUCGAGGUACCGAACCCUCGAUGGAUCUGUAUGAACCGACGGAAUUGAAAACGCCCGGGUCGCAGGAGCCCGUCAUCACGUCCGACUUAGGGUACGAGACGUUUGAGCAGCUCUUUCCCCCUCACACCGGGAUCAGUAACAAUUUUCUCUUUGAGGAUCUCCUAAACUUCGAUAUCUGA